AUGAUCGACGACGCUUUCAAAAACAUGUCGUCUAAUUUUGAAGCAAAUUUCCAGGACGUUAUCACUAGAUCCCUGAACAAACUGACUUCUAGCGGUUUGUCUCAUGACGAGGAUGUUGACAAUUUGCCUGAUAAUGAGCAGAAUCUUGGCGUGCCCGGACCACCACCAGUUUUUCUUUUUGGCAAUGCUUUUGAAGUGCUUCAGCAGAACCGCUCAUACACCGAUUCAGUUUGGGUAAAAAAGUAUGGCCGUUUUAUUGGCUACUACCAGGGCACUAGGCCAACACUGCUAGUGACGGACGCAGAACUCAUCAAAAAAAUACUCGUCAAAGACUCUAAACAUUUUAUGAAUAGGCAAAAGCUAAACUUUUACCAUGAAAUGUGGAAUGAAAACAUGUUCAACGCAUUUGACGAAAAGUGGAAGAAAAUUAGGAGUGUUACAUCGCCCGCUUUUACUACAGGAAAACUGCGAGCAAUGCACCCUCUAAUGACCAAAUGCAUUGACAAAUUGGAACUCUACUUUGAUAGUCUUUUAAUUGGGAACUCAUUUGUGACUAUAAAUGACUUUAAGGAUGCCAUCUCCGGGUUUACAGUCGAUGUCAUCGCCUCAACUUCUUUUGCAACUGACAUUGAUUCAAACGGAAAAAUUGAAUCUCCCUUUGUGCAAAACGGCAAAAAACUGUUUGACAUUAAUCGACUUCGAGCAUUAGUUUGUUUUGUUUUUCCCAAAUUCCUUAUUCAACUGCUCAACGUUAAAACGUUUUUCCCACCGACACCGUUUAACUUUUUCAUUAAUCUUUCUCAAGAAAUUGUCAAACAACGGAAAAGAGGUGAAGUUAAACGUAAUGAUUUCGUUCAACUUCUCUUGGAUUCUGCCAUCGACGAGAGUCAACUAGCCAAUUUGGACUACAAUAAACUGACAAUGGAAAUUAUUGCACAAUGCUUUUUAUUCUUUGUUGCUGGAUUUGAUACAACAGCAACUUCUAUUGUAAAUUUACUUUAUAUUCUUGCCAAAAACCCGACAGUUCAAGAAAAACUCUAUCAAGAAAUCAUUACCAACACAGCAAACAUCAGCGACAAUCACUCUACUGAAUAUUAUGACAAAGUUGUUAAUGAUUUGCCGUAUUUAGAAGCUACCAUCAAGGAAACAUUACGAAUGUAUCCUCCGUUUACUGUGCUUUUUCGCCGUGUCGGAACUGACGGAUACAAGUUGAACGGAGUUCUCUUACCAAAAGACAUGUUGGUAGAAGUGUCAAACUGGGUUGUUCAUUAUGACCCCGAGUAUUUCCCAGAACCAUUAAAAUUUGAUCCAGACCGUUUUUUGCCAGAAAACAAGCAUCUUAUUGUUCCGUAUUCCUAUUUGCCUUUCGGAGAUGGUCCCAGGAAUUGCGUGGGCAUGAGAUUUGCCAUUCAAGAAAUGAAACUGAUGACAGCUCGAGUUUUAACUAAAUACUGUUUUGAAAAAGCAAAUGAAACGCCUGAAGAGUUAACUUUUCAAAAAGGAUCACCUUUAUUGUCACCUAAAACGUUUCCUUUACAAAUCCGCAAACGUUAA
Messenger RNA from Rhagoletis zephyria (snowberry fruit fly), 1554 nucleotides. NCBI's taxonomy places the organism in Eukaryota, Metazoa, Arthropoda, Insecta, Diptera, Tephritidae. The record is from RefSeq and is a predicted model, not a curated record.